Amorphotheca resinae ATCC 22711 is the source of this 1259-nucleotide messenger RNA. RefSeq lists its product as hypothetical. Gene Ontology annotation, molecular function: nucleic acid binding; metal ion binding; single-stranded DNA endonuclease activity. Gene Ontology annotation, biological process: apoptotic DNA fragmentation. The transcript has a single exon. The annotation marks the transcript as partial. Lineage: Eukaryota; Fungi; Ascomycota; Leotiomycetes; Helotiales; Amorphothecaceae. The record is from RefSeq and is a predicted model, not a curated record. Gene Ontology annotation, cellular component: mitochondrial inner membrane; nucleus.
AGAUGUCCAAGUCAACUCUCGCUAUCAUCGCAGCCGUCAGCGCAGCAACGGGUGCCGGUUUCACGGCAGCCAUGUACUCGACGCGAUCUGACAAGAAAGCGCAAGCUGUCUCCUCCUCCACCGCUGUCUCAGCUACAUCAACAACAACAACUGCAGUCCCAGCCCCCGUCCCAGCCCCCGUUCCUAUACCAGGAGCCCUCCCCGCCAAAGAAAUCAUCUCUCCGGUCGAUCCAGCCGGGCUCUUCCAGUACGGCUUUCCCGGCCCCGUCGCAGACCUCGCAACCAGACCAGCCCUCGUCUCCUCCUACGACCGCCGACUGCGAAACCCCUCGUGGGUCGCCGAGCAUAUCACGCCCGAGUCAUUAGCAGAAUCGCACGGCGACCGCAAACACUCCGUCUUCCUCGAGGACCCUGCAGUCCCUGAAAAGUUCCGCGGCAAGCUCAAAGACUAUUUCCGAUCCGGCUACGACCGAGGCCACCAGGUACCCGCCGCCGACGCGAAAUGGAGCCAGGAGGCCAUGAACGAUACCUUCUACCUCACCAACAUGUGCCCGCAAGUCGGCGAGGGCUUCAACCGCGACUACUGGGCGCACUUUGAAGAUUUCUGCCGCCGCCUCACGACCCGCUACCCCAGCGUGCGCAUCGUGACGGGGCCGCUCUACCUCCCGAAACGCGACGCCGCCGAUGGGAAAUGGCGCGUCUCCUACGAGGUGAUUGGCAACCCGCCCAACAUCGCCGUGCCGACCCAUUUCUACAAGGUCAUCUUCGCCGAGGACGGCACCGUCUCGGGCCCCGUCGCCGUCGGCGCCUUCGUGCUGCCCAACGCCCCGAUCCCGAACGAGAAGCCGCUGACCGAUUUCGAGGUCCCCGUCGAGGCCGUCGAGAGGGCCAGCGGGCUCGAGUUCGCGACCAAGUUGCCCGUGCAGCGACGCAAGAGGCUGUGCACCGACACGACGUGUGCGCUGGUCAUCAAGGAUUAUGCGGAUAGGCAGAAGGCGUUUGCGAAGGAUGCGAAGAAGUCGAGUCCGAGAAAUUAGAAUCUUGUGAGAUAUAUAUAUACAGAUAUGUAUUAGUGCAGAGGGUGGGCUCGCAAGGGCAUUCUUGUUUUUUCUUUUCUGGUUGCAUCUUUCAGGCGGGGGCGCAUUUGCAUCAUAGCACGGCGUUUGAUUCUCUGGCUUGCUUGCUUCAAAUGCAUGUAUGUAGUCAUAUAUAUAGUGUAGCAUUAGAAAGAAACAUUUCACAAUAUAAAGCACAGAAAA